AUGUCCGACAUUCCCGUGCGACCACCUGCACCGCCGCCACCGCUUCCUCCAGGCUGGACAGAACACAAGGCGCCGUCUGGACAUUCUUACUAUUACAACAAGGAAACUAAGAAGUCGACUUACACGCGGCCCGUAGCAGAGACACAAUCGCUCUACCAACCAACGCCCACCGUUGCGUCUGCCGCGCCCACUCCCUACGCCGCGGCGCAAAAGUACGACGCUGGAUACGACGCGCAGUCUACACAACCAACCACUCAGCCCCAAUCAUCGCUCAACGACUUCAUAUUCGCAAGCGCGCCGAAACAGUUCCCCCGGCAUGGCGGAGCGCAGCAGUCAAGAGGUGGACAUCAUGGCGGAAUGCGUGGUGGACACAACAACUUCAACGACCGACGAAGAGAACGUGACGACCGGCCCAAGCAUCGCCAGGAUAUCCCCAAUUGCGCGCCAUGGGUACUUGUGAGGACCAAGUUUGGACGGCGGUUUGUGUGGAACAAGGAGACGAAUGAAAGCUUUUGGAAGUUCCCGCCGAAUGUCAUGUCUGCUGUCAUUGAGUUUGACCGCAAGGAGCGCGAGCGCAAAGAACGUCGGGAGCGGGGCGAGCCGAGCGACGUUGAGGAUGAGCAAGAUGCUGCCAUGGCAGAAAUUGAAGCGGAACUAGCAGCUGCUGAAGAGGAGGUCGAGAUUGUGGAAGUGGAUGGUGACGAGGAUAUGGAGAACGAUGAGGAGUAUGAAGAGGUUGAGGUUACAGAUGACGAGGGCGAUUCGGGCAAUGCAUCAAAGCGACAGCGUACUGAAGAGCCGGCGGGAGACGAGCCACCUGAAAUGGGCGAAGACGAUCUCGCCUGGCAACUGGCGCAAAUGGAAGAAAUGGAAAUGGAACAGGGCUACGAUGAUCAGUACGACGACGAGGAACCUGCCUUGUCUGAAGAAGACUGCAAAGCAUUGUUCAGAGAGUUGUUGGACGAUACAGGCACAAGUCCUUUCACUCCCUGGGACAAGGUCCUCGAGGAUGGCGCGCUCUACGACGACGAGCGCUACAAGGCUCUACCCAACAUGGCUGCGCGCAAGGAAUGCUUCAACGAGUGGUCUCGAGACAAGGCGCAGAUCCUCAAGGAAGAAAAAGCCAAGCAAGCCAAACGCGACCCUCGAAUACCAUACCUAGCCCUCCUCGACCGCCACGCAACCCCCAAACUGUACUGGCCUGAAUUCCGCAGAAAAUUCAAAAAAGAGCCCGAGAUCAAAGACGCCAAACUACCCGACAAGGAAAAGGAGAAGCUCUACCGCGACCACAUCAAGCGUCUAGCAAUGAGAUCGUCCGACCUCAAAGCCGAUCUCACAGCCCUCCUCCGCGCACAGCCUCUUGCUUUGCUGAACAAAUCAACAACCCUCGACUCCCUCCCUUCCCCCGUCCUCAGCGACCUCCGCUUCAUCUCCCUCCCCCCAGCAACACGCGAGCCCUUGAUCAAAACCUACAUUUCCACGCUACCCCCCGCGCCCGAGGACGCUACCUACUCUGCCGAAGAAGAAGCCUCGCGCGCGAAGAAGAUUGCAGAGCGAGAGCGCAGAGAGAAGGCGCUGGCCGAUCGCGAGUGUAGAGUUCGAGAGGAGAAGAGGAGACAAGAGCGCGAUUUGGCAUAUGGAAAGGGGAGGCUGAGGGAGGAGGAAGAGGAGAUUAGGCGGGCGUUGGAGGUUGGGAAGGGGGGACUGAAGAAGAGGCUAGGUGAGGAGGUAGAGGAGGGGGAGAGGGAAUAG
Messenger RNA from Bipolaris victoriae FI3, 1752 nucleotides. RefSeq lists its product as hypothetical. The record is from RefSeq and is a predicted model, not a curated record. Lineage: Eukaryota; Fungi; Ascomycota; Dothideomycetes; Pleosporales; Pleosporaceae. Gene Ontology annotation, cellular component: nucleus. Gene Ontology annotation, molecular function: transcription coregulator activity; RNA polymerase binding. The transcript is spliced from 2 exons. The coding region runs from base 1 to 1752 and encodes 583 amino acids.